AUGACGAGUGGAGGAGGAUAUGGAGAUCCGUCGCAGAAGAUUGAUUAUGUGUUCAAAGUGGUUUUGAUCGGCGAUUCGGCGGUUGGGAAAUCGCAGAUACUUGCUCGAUAUGCGAGGAACGAGUUUAGUUUGGAUUCUAAGGCUACAAUCGGUGUAGAGUUUCAAACUCGGACGCUUGUUAUUGAUCGCAAGAGUGUUAAGGCUCAGAUCUGGGAUACCGCCGGUCAAGAACGGUACAGAGCGGUGACAAGUGCAUAUUACCGAGGAGCGGUUGGGGCGAUGUUGGUUUACGACAUAACCAGACGUCAAACCUUUGACCAUAUCCCAAGAUGGCUAGAAGAGUUGCGUGCUCAUGCGGACAAGAACAUUGUGAUAAUCCUUAUUGGGAACAAGUCGGAUCUAGAAGAUCAACGGGCUAUUCCAACCGAGGACGCUAAAGAAUUCGCGGAGAAAGAAGGGUUAUUCUUCUUGGAGACAUCUGCGUUUAACGCGACUAAUGUCGAGAGCGCUUUCUCCACGGUUCUGACCGAAAUCUUCAACAUUGUGAACAAGAAGAGUCUUGCUGUGAGUGAAGAACAAGAGAAUGGUCAUGCCGGGUCGCUUGCUGGUAAGAAGAUUGAUAUUGUUCCAGGUCCUGGUCAAGUGAUACCAACGAAGAGUACCAUGUGUUGUAACUCUUAA
Molecule: messenger RNA, 681 nt
Organism: Arabis nemorensis
Lineage: Eukaryota; Viridiplantae; Streptophyta; Magnoliopsida; Brassicales; Brassicaceae
Source: the annotation of a GenBank genome assembly